Molecule: messenger RNA, 860 nt
Organism: Ostrea edulis (European flat oyster)
Lineage: Eukaryota; Metazoa; Mollusca; Bivalvia; Ostreida; Ostreidae
Exons: 6
Coding region: 6-776 (256 amino acids)
Molecular function (GO): DNA binding
Source: RefSeq, a predicted model, not a curated record
UGGGAAUGACAGCGUUGUCCACGACAUGGUCAAUGUGUACGUCUGCAAUGGACAAUGUCAUACCGGUAACUGACCAUCACAAUGUUCAGCCACCACAGACUUCACAAGCUUCAAGUAAUAGGAUACUCCCAGCUCCAAGUCCGGAGGUAUUGGAUGUACUACGCGGACUAAUGCGACCAGAUGUACAGUGUUACCUAACAAAAUUAGUCGAAGCAUUUACAGACGGACAACCGGAUAACACAGACUUCCAGGUAAACAAGCCACGACGACCUCUCUGUAUUGACCAGCACAUCAGCAACGAAACUGAAGAACAUUUAUAUACUCUUCCGCAGGACUCCGCCCCACAGAUGGUCAACAUGAAUGACAGUAUAAUAUCAGGCAAAGGACAUGCGGCAAAUCGUCCAUCAGAAGGCACCCCGCAAAUGGCAAAACUUCUCGAUGAUUCGGAUGUCAUGGUGUCCAAGGAUGGCUUAAGGAAAGCGGUGUCCGCAGCAAAAAAGAGCAGUAAGCCGGGUUUUACUCUCUGUUAUAAGUUGCUCGCAGAGCUGUUUAACUUAGAAGAACUUGCUGCCUCUCGAGGACAAGGUAUUGGAAAUACCAAAGACAAGGAAAAACCAGUCCUCGAUAAAGUUAGGACUCAGGCCCUCAAAAAUUACGUUGUGAUAUGGUGUCGAAAAAACGACCAUGCUGCACCAAGUGAGCAAACGCUGAACAGUGCAAUAACAGAAAGAAUUUGUUAUGCAAGAAAACAAUGUGUAAAGCAAAUGACUCGGUGAUUUAUGGUUGUGUACCAGAAAUGUAAUAAAUGUAUGUAAUAUUGAGGAAUAAAUUCCAAACUGUAAGUAUUGGUUUGUAUCUUA